AUGAGCGAGGAGGCGCCGGCGCUGGAUCUGGCGAAGAUCCGCGCCAAGUUGCAUCAUUCUAUCCGUGUGGCUAGGAAUGCUGCCAAGCGUGCCACGCAGUUCCAGCUCCAAAAACAUGUGCGCCGCCUCAAGGAGGCCGAUUCACACGACGUCCACGCGCUUAAGCAAGAGCUCGCCUAUCUCAAGCAAAUACAGCCGCAGGUGCUGGGUAUGCGUGCGCUGUCGACGAAGCUAAUUAAGUGCAAGCUUCUGCCAAAGCCAGCAGCGCAGGCUCAGCAUGCCGAUGAGUUCCCGCUCCUCGCCCUCGCGCAGGAGCACGGCCUAGAUCCCGCGUCGGUAGACGCGCUGCCCAAGCCCCAGACAGGCUUGGAAGAGCGUGUAUUCCACCAAGUGCUCAGCUCCAAAGUGCUCGCUGAAGAGAUUCAGACCUGCAUGCAGGCGCUCAUGGCCCUCGUGCACCCGGCGCCCGCGCCAGAUACCAAGAGCUCAGCGGCCGAGGCGCCUGUGCAAGUGAAAGAUACCAAGCCGAAAAAGAAGGCGCGCGAGCAGCCUCCUGAGCCUGAAGGUGAGUAUGAGAGCGAUGAUGGUAUGGGCAAUGAGGGCGUGCGGGCCUACGACGCAGACGACCUGGACGCCAUGGUAGCGUCCGCGAGUGAGUCGGAAAUGGAUAACAGCGACGACGAAGCACUCAGCGAUUCGGAGGACAUGCCAGCGCGCAAGCGGAGCCGCACGUCGCCAGGCACAUCGACGUUUCUGCCAAGCCUAAAUUCGGGCUUUAUCCCCGCUACAGAAGGCGACGACUGGAGCGACGCCGAGGCUGACUACGCGGAUACGGGCACCGUCAAAGGCCCGGCCAAGUCGACCCGGAAGAAUCGCCGUGGCCAGCGCGAGCGACGAGCGUACGUGUUUCCUACUGACGACAGGAUCUGGGAAAAGAAGUACGGACGGCAUGCGAACCACCUCAAGCUACGUGAGAAGGAGCCGCGCGCGCCCAAGGCGCGCCAGAGCAAGGAGGCGGCACCUCGUGCACCAGCCGGACGCCCUGCGCCAACACCCCGCGCACCAGCCGAACGCCCCGCGCCAACACCUCGUGCACCAGCCGAACGUCCUGCGCCUACACCUCGCGCACCAGCUCAACACGCGGCCCCGGCACCCGUGCACCCGAGCUGGGCCGCCAAGCAGAAAGCCAAGGAAGCUUUGACACAAGCCAAGCCCCAGGGCACGAAAAUUGUAUUUGACUAG
Molecule: messenger RNA, 1242 nt
Organism: Malassezia sympodialis ATCC 42132
Lineage: Eukaryota; Fungi; Basidiomycota; Malasseziomycetes; Malasseziales; Malasseziaceae
Exons: 2
Coding region: 1-1242 (413 amino acids)
Biological process (GO): maturation of SSU-rRNA
Cellular component (GO): 90S preribosome; nucleus
Source: RefSeq, a predicted model, not a curated record